Messenger RNA from Eutrema salsugineum, 661 nucleotides. RefSeq names its product collagen alpha-1(XVIII) chain. The record is from RefSeq and is a predicted model, not a curated record. The transcript has a single exon. Bases 59 to 661 code for a protein of 200 amino acids. Lineage: Eukaryota; Viridiplantae; Streptophyta; Magnoliopsida; Brassicales; Brassicaceae.
UCUCACCCACUUUUAUUUUAUACUCUUAGAAAUAUUCUUUGCUCUCAUCGCCUUAACCAUGAUGAAGAGCGUCAUUGUCAUCGUAGCUCUUCUAUGUCUCGUCUCUCUGCCAAAUCCAACCAUCGGACUACAAAAGAAACCGUGGCCUAAGCCGUCCGAUCUAGCCAACAACAAUAACAACUUCGGUGACUCUAAGGUUGGUUGGGCUUGCUCCUCCUCUUCAGAUCCCAACGCUCCUCCUUCACCCCCUGGCUCUUUCCCCAAUAUUCCCAACAUCCCGGGAAUACCAAAUAUUCCGGGAAUUCCCGGGAUACCAAACAUCCCGGGAAUUCCAGGAAUAGGCAUACCAAACAUCCCUGGACUGCCCAACAUCCCUGGAUUUCCAGGACCACCAGCUGGUCCAUUCCAGUCUGUUCUUGUGUCGCAAUCCGGUGAACUAGAGAAGUGUUUGACCGGAGAUAAGUCCGUGGCGGAAAAAUGUUUCUCGCAGAUAUUUUCGAGUUGGGCAGAGAACGAUUUCUCUUUGGACAAAGAUUGUUGUGAGAUCGUUGUGAAUAUGGAUAAGAAGUGUAAUGGCCAUCUUCACAUGAUGUUUAAGAGCCAUUUCUUUACUCCUCUUCUUCAAUACUCUUGUCACAUCAAGCACGCCAAGAAGAAUUAA